AUGGCGAAGAGUGGGGUGUUUGAAGGCGACCCAGGAAUGGUGUCUAAAGCCAUGGAAUUGAAAAGGGAAUUGCAGAAAUUGGUCAAGGCAAUUGUUGAUGACGAGGAAGUUAACUUGGAGGCAAUUGAUAAAGCCCAGCAAAUGCUUUCUGCUUUGAAGGAAUUGAAAUUGAAGAAAUAUUUAUCUCUUAGUUUUCAUGAUAAUCGUCGCAGUGAGGUAGUUUCUGGUGCGUUGCCGGAGGAAUUUAAAUGCCCACUUUCUAAAGAACUUAUGGGGGAUCCUGUUAUUGUAGCCACCGGACAGACUUAUGAUCGACCCUUCAUUCAGAAAUGGUUAAAAUCUGGGAAUAGGACAUGCCCUCGAACACAACAAGUAUUAUCGCACACUAUUCUUACGCCGAAUCACUUGAUUAAGGAAAUGAUAUUGCAAUGGUGCAAGAAUCACGGUAUUAAAUUGUCAGACUCUGUUCAGUAUUCCGAUGAGGAUGGCUUAACUGGAGAUGACCGGGACCGGUUCCUAUGUUUGCUUGAGAAAAUGUCAUCAACAUUGUCUGAGCAAAAAGAAUCCGCGAGAGAGUUGCGGCUAUUGACGAAAAGAAUACCUUCGUUCCGUGCACUUUUUGGCGAAUCUCGCAAUGCAAUACCUCAGCUGCUGUCCCCGCUAUCUCAAAGCAAGACUCGGAAUGAGGUUCAGCCGGACCUCCAUGAGGAUAUAAUCACAACACUUUUGAAUCUCUCCAUUCACGAUAACAAUAAAAAGCUCGUUGCAGAAAUGCCAAUGGUUAUUCCGCUUCUUAUCGAUGCUUUGAGAUCGAGCACUAUUCAAACAAGGAGUAAUGCAGCUGCAGCACUUUUCACAUUAUCGGCUCUCGACUCAAAUAAGGAGCUGAUUGGUAAAUCCGGUGCUUUGAAACCUCUUAUUGACUUACUAGAAGAGGGACAUCUUUUAGCUAUGAAAGAUGUUGCUUCUGCAAUUUUUAAUCUAUGUAUUCUUCAUGAGAAUAAGUUGAGAGCUGUUAGAGAUGGUGCGGUGAGAGUUAUCCUGGAAAAGAUCAUGAAUCGAAUACAUGUUGACGAGCUAUUGUCCAUCCUCGCCAUGCUUUCAACUAGUCAAACAGCUGUCGAGCAAAUGGGAGAGCUCGGGGGAGUUGAAUGCUUGCUUAGUAUAAUCAGGGAGACAUCUUGUGCUCGAAACAAGGAGAAUGGCAUUGCAAUCCUUUUUACUAUUUGUUAUAGCGAUCGAUCCAAGUGGAAGCAGAUGAGGGACGAGGAAAACACAUAUGGGACUAUCUCUAAGCUCGCUGAAAAUGGCUCGUCCAGAGCCAAAAGAAAGGCCAGCGGAUUCGCUGCACUCGAAGCUGCCGAAGUGGAGCCACACGAAGCAGCCGACACCACCACCACCAUCAUAGGUCGCUUCAUGUCGUUCCUCGUUCUAUUCCGACGAACACCGCCUCGUGUUGGUGAUAGUGGCAAAGUCGCGCAUGAGAUCUGUCGGCACAGGCCACUGCUGCGCAAAGCAGAUCUGCAAGAAAUGCCAUGGUUUUGUUACCGUCGUGGGAUGUUGACUGUUGUUGGCUGUGAUUAA
Molecule: messenger RNA, 1584 nt
Organism: Fraxinus pennsylvanica
Lineage: Eukaryota; Viridiplantae; Streptophyta; Magnoliopsida; Lamiales; Oleaceae
Source: the annotation of a GenBank genome assembly